Brassica napus (rape) is the source of this 946-nucleotide messenger RNA. Its product is annotated as glutathione S-transferase DHAR3, chloroplastic-like. NCBI's taxonomy places the organism in Eukaryota, Viridiplantae, Streptophyta, Magnoliopsida, Brassicales, Brassicaceae. The transcript is spliced from 6 exons. Gene Ontology annotation, biological process: cellular oxidant detoxification; ascorbate glutathione cycle; protein glutathionylation. The record is from RefSeq and is a predicted model, not a curated record. The coding region runs from base 50 to 802 and encodes 250 amino acids. Gene Ontology annotation, molecular function: glutathione dehydrogenase (ascorbate) activity.
UUAAAUUUAAGAACAGAGAAAAGAUAUAAAAAAAACAGAGAAAAGAAAAAUGAUAAGACUGAGGUUUCAACCAAGCACCGUCGGUGUUUUAUCGGCGUCAGUCAACCGCGCCUGGUUAACCAGACGUUACGGUACGAAUGAACCGGGAUCGACUCGUGGGUUUGGAACGUCGGCGAUGGCGGCGAGUCCUUUGGAAAUUUGCGUCAAAGCUUCCGUCACUACACCCAACAAGCUUGGUGACUGCCCUUUUUGCCAAAGGGUGUUGCUGACUAUGGAGGAGAAGCAUGUACCUUAUGACAUGAAAUUGGUGGAUUUGAUUAACAAGCCAGAGUGGUUCUUGAAAAUUAGUCCAGAUGGUAAAGUCCCUCUGGUAAAGUUUAAUGAGAAAUGGGUUCUGGAUUCGGAUGUUAUAACACAAUCUUUGGAAGAGAAGUACCCUGAGCCUCCUCUAACAACCCCACCAGAAAAGGCUUCAGUUGGGUCGAAGAUCUUCUCCACAUUUAUCGGCUUUCUCAAGAGCAAAGAUCAAGGAGAUGGCACUGAGCAAGCUUUAUUGAAUGAGCUUAGUACAUUCAACGAUUAUCUCAAAGAAAAUGGACCUUUCAUAAAUGGGGAGAAGAUUUCAGCAGUGGAUUUGUCCUUAGGACCAAAGUUACACCACAUGAAGAUCGCAUUGGGGCAUUACAAGGAUUGGUCUGUUCCAGAUUCACUUUCUUUCCUUAAAUCCUACAUGGAGAUGAUUUACAGAAUGUUUUCUCGAGGGAAUCAUUCGCGAAAACACAAGCUCAAGCAGAGGAUGUAAUUGCUGGUUGGAGACCGAAGGUGAUGGCCUGAUGGGUUGGAAAGUAAGAGAUGUAGAUGUUGGCCUCUUCUACUAAAUGUAAAAACAAGUAAUAAAUAAAACCUUCUUCAAAUGUUACCAAUAAAUUAAUAUCUCUGCUAACUA